Molecule: messenger RNA, 1556 nt
Organism: Mizuhopecten yessoensis (Yesso scallop)
Lineage: Eukaryota; Metazoa; Mollusca; Bivalvia; Pectinida; Pectinidae
Product: D-beta-hydroxybutyrate dehydrogenase, mitochondrial-like
Exons: 7
Coding region: 141-1235 (364 amino acids)
Molecular function (GO): oxidoreductase activity
Source: RefSeq, a predicted model, not a curated record
CCAGUAGGAGAUGGUAUCGGCCACGUGUCACAUCAAACCGGCUCUGUAAACACCUCUUUGACACGUUUUUGUCAUCUUGAAUUGGCCAGAAGACCACAGCACUGUAGUAUAAAGAUUUGGGGAAACCUGCUUCUAAGAAGAUGCCUUGCAUUAUCACCGACAUAAUUGGUGUAAAGUACUUGGAAGUGACGUAUUUCACAGCACUAGCCUUGGUGCCCUUUGUUCUGUACUGGACUUACACACUUCUACUUGGAGUUUUACUACUCGUCCUCACGGCCUGUUUCUACAUCAUAAAGAAUCAUACCAAACAACUGCAUGAUGUCAACGGCCAGUGUGUAUUGAUAACAGGGUGUGAUACAGGGAUUGGACACGCCCUAGCACGGAGACUGGACAGUUUGGGACUUACGGUGUACGCUGGAUGUCUCCAGGAAACGUCAGAUUUACGGAAACAUGCAUCAAAACGACUGCAUGUCAUACAGCUUGAUGUCACCAGCGAUGUUAGCGUGAGCAAAGCGCUGGAUUACGUGUCCACUCACUGCAAUAAGACGAAAUGUGGCCUGUGGGGAUUAGUGAACAACGCGGGGGUAAACCACGUAGGCGACGUGGAGUUCUGUACGAUGGCAAUGUAUAGGAGAAUCAUGGAGGUCAACCUGUUAGGGAUGGUCAGGAUAACCAGGGCAUUCCUACCUUUAAUCCGGAAGUCACAAGGCCGAGUGGUGAACGUCACUAGCGUCCAGGGCAGACUGCCGAUGCCUUCCCAUUCGGUUUACGGGAUCACAAAGUUCGGCGGAGAGAAUUUCUCGGAUGCUCUCCGACUGGAAAUGAUAAAGUUUGGUGUCAAAGUUUCCCUUAUAGAGCCUGGCAAUUUUGGGGGAACCACAGGGAUGUUAAAUGAUGCUUCUUUACGAAUAAUAAGGCGAGACUUCGACACGAUGUGGGCGGAGGCGACAGAGGAGACGAGACGUACAUAUGGUAAAGCCUACCUAGAGACGCAGUACAGUAACGCCACCAACAUAUCGUCCACCAGUGCACCAAGUCUGGACCCGAUCAUUGACGCCAUGGUUGAUGCCCUGCUCAACACUCGCCCUCAGACACGAUACCUAAUUGGGGGUAGUAAUGGUCUCGUGGACCACUACUGUAUCCUGGCCAGACUGAGGGACAUACUUCCAACAUGCAUUAUGGACUUUUUAAUAGACAAAGUAUAUUCAUCAGGUAUUCCUCUGGAAGGCAGCUAACUUUGAAAAGUACUCAAGACAAUAUAACGCAGACAUGUAAAAAUGGACCACUGGACAAGACCUAUUGAUGUAUUUACUCUGCCUAGUCCAGUGAUUGGUGAUCAGUGAACAGCCUCAAUCCUUUAAGUAGCAGAACAUAGCUAUUUAUAUAUCAAUUUUAGAAAAUUCAGUAUGUGCAUGUACAUAUUACACAAGUCAGAAUACACUGUAUUUAGUCAUAAGUCGGAGUUAUAUGAAACAUAUAGGAUCUGCAUUAGGUUCUAAAACAGUUUGUUUGUUGGUUGGUUAGCUCACUUGCCCUUCGGUGAGCUUAUGUCAUGG